AUGAGUGAUUAUAGCUCGGAUGACGACAAUCGCCGAGUGGACUCGUGGCGGAAAACAAAGGGCCGUAGAGCGAAGCGACAAAGUAAUUUCCUUGAGACCAUUUUGGAUUCGUCAAUCGCGAGCAGCAUGGAAAAGCCGCUAUUCAAGGCCAUUCGAAUGUGGAUCCACAGCAACACGGGCCUAGACUUGAAGUUUCUGGUCUGGGCCAUUGCUUUAUGCGUUCCCACCCACAAAUAUGGCAGCGCAAUCUGCAAAUGGCUGAGCUCAAAUCUCACAAACUCUGUCGAGCUCGAUUAUCAGGAUGCGCUUGUCACUGAUCUUUUGAUAUGGAUUAGCAAGCAGCCUUCCAAUCAGCUGUUUGCCUGGCUUCCUAGUUUUGAACACCUGGAAUGGAAAGAUUUGUCAAACGAGACAAAAACAGCCGAUACUGAUGAGAAGGAUUACUAUUGGCAAAAUGGAACACCAUACCGGAUAGGUUACAUGUUUUAUGGGCCAGCCGGUACUGGUAAGACGAGUUUGUCUACGGCGAUUGCGAGCCACUACAAUCUUCCACUUUGUGUCAUCGAUUUAGCUGGCAUGGACGACAAGAUCCUGCAAGACAAAGUCAAAAGCUUGCCACCCCGUUGUGUCAUCUUGGUUGAAGACAUUGAUGCUGCAGGUAUUGUACGUGAGCGCACAAUGGUGCCGAAGACUGACGCUAGUGACGAAGGAGAUGAAACGAGCUCGGAAUCGGAAUCGGAAUCUUCUGACACUUGGGACACGAAGCCUAGUAAGGAAAAAGUGAAGAAGAUGGAUUCAAAGAAGAUGAAUCCGUCGCUUUCCCAACCCUCAAGGACAGAGGUCACUCUGAGCGGUCUUCUCAAUACGUUAGAUGGACCCGGAUCACGGGAAGGCCAUAUCGUCAUCUUGACAACGAACGCUCCUGAUUCUUUGGAUGAAGCCUUAUAUCGCCCUGGUCGUAUAGAUACCCAAGUGUAUCUCGGCUUCGCAGAUCAUGUCACCGCUGGUAUAACCUUCACACGCAUCUUUGGCAGCGACAAACAAGUUAAAGAGUCGCAGAAAGCAGUCAGAAAGCUGGGCGGAGAAUUCGGGCGGUUGGUACCAUCUGAUUUCUUUACUCCUGCAGAGAUUCAAAAGUUCUGUAUGAACAGGCGUGGUCAGCCACAAAAGGCAGUCGACGAGUUUCCUGGAUACAUCGACGAGAAGCGAACAAGAAAGACCAAGUUCCAAUAUGACAUCCAUCGACGCGCACCGAAACCCACGUUUCAUAAGGAAGAGGUGAUGAAUGACGAUGACAGCAGCGAUGAAGUUGAAUAUACCCCGAGGGAUUCCGAGGAGUCUUUCGAAGGUGCACACACUACCUUCCCAGAAUUGUCUUGCAUAUCAUCAACAGAGACUUCUGUGAAGCGACCUGCGAAAGAGCAGCUGUUUGUCGCGCAUGGAUACGAGCAUGAUGACGACGCUUUGGCAUAUGGCGACUACUAUCCGCACAGACAAUGGGUAUGGGAAGAUCGUUUGGCUAAGGAUGUCGUUGAUACGUAUCAAGGACUCAUAGAUAUGCUCACCUUUCCAUCGGUAGUGCCAUUUCGGCACCAGAGCACACCCUAUAAGGAAUGCAGGUUACAGGACUGGGCAGUUCCUGCAUUGAGCAUGGGGAAAGGCCAGCAUAUGUCCCUGUCUGGUACUUAUUGCGAGACGGAUAGUAUCGAGCCUUGGGUACUUUGCAAGCCUGACAUUCGGCCAUGGAGGUUGUUGCGCGAGCACCACAAUCUACGACCAAAUGAUAUCGAAGAAAUGCACUUGCCGAAUCUUGACUCUUGUACGGCCGUACGGCCGUCGCUUCCUCAAUCCCACCCAGGUUCAACAUCUCUCGAUGAGUCUCGGUCAACUUUGCCCUCUCCGACAGAAUCCACAGAAGCAUCUUCAUACUACACGCCUUUGUCCGUUGGCGAACAGAUCGAGCAGACUUUUCAGCGCCACCGCCGCCCCAGUCACCCAGACGUCGCUGGCCGCCGCAAUGUCUAUCCUUAUCACGGGCCUUUACCACGCACCGCUGAGGAAGAUUCUUGGGUAGAUGAGGCAUCGCCCAAGUCUGCUACAGUUUUGCUUCGCAAUGUAGAUCCGCAGCCAUUGAAAGGUUCCGAGCAGCUCAGGCUGACAGAACGCGACCGUGAUGCUGUGGACUAG
Molecule: messenger RNA, 2187 nt
Organism: Alternaria alternata
Lineage: Eukaryota; Fungi; Ascomycota; Dothideomycetes; Pleosporales; Pleosporaceae
Product: P-loop containing nucleoside triphosphate hydrolase protein
Exons: 2
Coding region: 1-2187 (728 amino acids)
Biological process (GO): mitochondrial respiratory chain complex III assembly; protein insertion into mitochondrial inner membrane from matrix
Cellular component (GO): mitochondrial inner membrane
Molecular function (GO): ATP binding; ATP hydrolysis activity
Source: RefSeq, a predicted model, not a curated record